GAAAACAAUCUUCGAUUGUCCAAUUCCAACCAACGGCCAGGGCGUAACUUGACUGGAAGGCUUUGUUUCAAAAUGGAAACCUUGCAGUUCCUAUGAUGAUGAUAUAGAAAUGAAUUGCUUCAGCUGCAGUUUCUGCUCUGUUGCGAUCCGCGUCCCCGAACUUUGAGGUGUCGAUGGUGGCCGUGCGAUUGGGCACUCCAAGCUUUGCUCGUCUUGCUAAGCUUGCCAUGCCCUCAUGCACAGCUUUGAUUGUGUUGGAAACUCCGCAAAAGGGGUCGGCCUUCCCGGUCUCUUGCGCAUGCGAAGACUUUAUCUUUUGCGAAGGUUUUGGCGCGCAGAAACCACGAUGCCACUGUCAACCGAAGAUGCUGUAGGCAAUAUUGCAUAGGGCGUCCGGACUAUGUUGUCCUCGCUUUCGUCGUCUGGGGCUGCGACGCUCGCCCCACUAGCAGUGCGGCAAACUAAAUUGCUGAGCUGGAGCCCCAGCGAGGAGCACCUGUUUGCACAUAUUCACUCUCAAUGCGGCAAUCGCUGGGCAGAAAUCGCCAAGCGGCUUAAAUCAGGGCGCACGCCGAACGAUGUCAAGAACAUGUGGCACUCCACCCUGCGUGCCAAGGUCUGCCGCCGCAACUCCUUUCUGUUCACAUACCUCCGCCACCUGGGUGACAACUGGGACAAUGCCGAGGCCCGCACCGCGGCGUACGACCACGCCUUGCGUGACAUGAACGACGGGGCGCUGGAGCCGGCGCGGUUGUCGCGCCGCGUGCGCCGCGCGCUCAAGGCUGUCGGGCUGGCCACCACCACGGGGUUGGUCGGGCAACACAUGCAGCCCACGCCGGACCCCCAGCAGGGCUUGGGCCUGGCGGGCAUUGAGGGCGCCACACUGGUUGUUCCCUUGGACGACAAACCGGCAAGGGCGCGCAGCCGCCCGAUGCAGAUCCGGUUGAUGCCCGGCACCCUGGACCCGCGAGGGCGGUCUCAGUCUCCGCCCGAAAUUGCCGACGUGCUCGCCGCCGCGGCGGGCGCCGCCGCCGCUGUUGGUGUUGCGCCGCUGGAGCCACUACAGCCGCCGCAGCCGCCGGAGGGCUUGGCGCCGCAGCUGCCGCCGCAGUUACCGCACGUGCCGCCGGCGAGGGUGCGCCGGCCCCAAUCCCACCUGCAGCUGCAGGUAGACGGGCAGCAGCAUGAGGGUUUGACUCCUGAUAUGCUAAACUUGCAUGUCAGCGAUAGCGGUCACAGCACACGCGCAACCAGCGCGGACGGUGGUGCGUCGGAGACAAGCAGCGGCGUGGCUGGCCGGAUGCUCCCCAGAUCGAGCGGCGGCGUUCUGGGUUCAUACGCCAGCGGGCCCCUGCUGUCGGUCCCUGCGGCUGCAGCAAGUGCAGCGUCUGUUGUACCGGCGGCAGCGGCCGAAGCGGCACUGUCACACUACCAGCAGCAGGAGCUGUGCCGUGGCUAUGCCCGGCAGACGCCGCUGUCCGCCACCACCAGCAGCCCCAGCACCGCAGUAGUAGAGGUGCCGGUGCUACGCCAGCAGUCGGGGCGGCAGCAGCCGCAACAGCAGCACCAGCAGCCGCUGCAGCACACACGGCCGUCGCAGCAGGCGCAGCCUCCCAUGGCUGUCCACUGCUGGCCCCCGCCGUCCUCAGGGCAGCACCACCAUCAGCCACAGCAGUCCAGCCGCAGCGACGAGUACGCAUCGUGUGAGGGCAGCUCACAAGCGGCGGUGGUGGCGCAGCUUCGGGCACAUGCAUCGGCGCCUGCAGCAAUGGCCCUGAGGAGGAGCUCGCCGGGCGUUACUGUUCGCGGCGCUGGUGGGGCUCAGGGAGGCCUGCAAGUGGCUCCCGAUCAUGGCCAAAGUUAUUACCAGCAGCCGCAGCCGCAGCGGCAGGUGCAGCAGGUGCAGGAGCAGCAGCAAAUGGACCAAGACAGCUUCGGCUGCGGCGAUCUGCGUGAUUUGCAUGCCGGGCACAUGCCACAGUCCCACGUGAGGUCAUUGUGCUCGGCCAGUGCCUUGAGCGACAAUUUGCGGUUCGCGCAUCCGCAGCAGCAUGCGCUGAGGCAGUCGCAGCAGUCGCAGCAGCAGCACCAGCACCAGCAAAUGCCACUCCAACACUCGUCGUCAUGGCACCACCAGCAGACGCAGCAGCAUCAGCAGACGCAGCCAGAGGUUGUUGAUUUUACCAUGGAUGACGGCCCCAUGCCGGCGCGCCCGGCCCGGCACAUGCGCAGCGGCGGCGACAACAACUUUGGCGGACACCGCUGCAGUGCCCCCGGCAACAUUGCGGCAGCGCAUGACGGCGUACCGGUCCUUGAUAACUACCAGGAUGCCUGCUAUCGCUGGCGCCCAUCGCCGUCGCAACCACAUGCGAUGGUGGCGCAGCAGCACCAGCACCAGCACCAGCCUCAGCACCAGCCUCAGGGGCAUGCCCGCCGGCCGGCUGACAGUGCCGCGCCUUACUCCCUUCCGCACCAGCCGCAGUCCCGGGCUCCGCUUGCCCGGCCACUGCCCCAGGCGGCUUCCGAGGCCUGGCGGCAGCAGCCCAACGGCCGCCAACCAUACCAUAUGCAGCCACAGCAGCAGCAACAGCAGAGGCGGGACUUGCUGCAGCUCUCCCUCCAAGCGGACAUGGCGGCUGCGCCCGCCGCCGCCGCCGCCGCCGUGGACCGGAUGCCAGUGGAAGGCCUGGGCGGCCACUACGCCGCCGCCGCGGCGGCGGCGGGCUCCCAGGAGCUGACGCUACCGUACCGGCAAUCGCGUGUAACACUUGUGGAGCCUGUCCUGCAGCUGCACCCGCACUCCCAGCAACACCAGCCGCAGACCCGGCAGCCAUGCCACCAGUACCCGCGCCACCAGCAGCAGCCGGAGCAGCAGCAGCAGCAGCAGCAGCAGCAGACGGAGCAUCCGCAGCAGACAGAGCAGGUGCUGCAGGUGCCGCACCAACAGCGCUGGGUGCAGCAGCCGCAGCCACAGCCGCAGCAGCAGCAGCAGCUUUUCGAGGACGACUAUGCUAUGGCAGACGCGGCGGCGGCGGCUGUGGGCACGCAGGAUGAAGGCCAAUUCCUGUCGGCGGCGCAGCUGGUGCCGCCUCCGGCGCGGCAGCUGCCCCUGCGGACCCAGAUGGAGGGGCGCCAGCAGCAGUUGCAGCAGCACCAGGGCCUCCAGCAGGAGCGGCACCCGGACACGGGCAGCACAACCGAGGUGCUCCGCAGCAUCAUCCUGAAGCUGGCGCACGAGCAGGACCAGCAGCAGCGCGUGUGACGCCGGGGCGCGCAUGGCUUGGUGGCUUGUGCUGGGCGGGUUGAGGCUGUGGAGAGGCAGGGGUCUCGGCGGUGAGGGGCCGCAGCGACGGCGGCGAUGGGAUGGGAGUGCCACGCACUGCGCCAAGUGUGGUGCAGUGGAGACUGGAGAGGGAGUGUGAAGGUAGUGCAGCAGCGGCGCCACAGGUACAGCAGCCGUGUUGGCUGAAGGGCAAUGCACAUCUUAAUGGAGUGCCCGGCGUAUACGGUACCAGCAUACGGUCUAAUUGGAGAACGACAUCGAGCUGUCACAACACUCUAUGCGUGCCUGCUUUGGGAGCAAAGACCCGAGGGCAUGAAUAGUUGAAUGUAUCAGCGCUGUAUUAGCACAUCGGGACGUCAUAGUCCCUCCCUUCGGCUUGCAAGGAUGCCUCCCUCUCCUUCGUGACGCUGGAAGCAUCAGAGGAACUGGGCAUCGGCCGCGCCACGGCCGUGCGUACGGUACGGCAGCAGUAGCAAGCACCAAAGUGCGCGGUGACAGCAUCAGCAUGUGGAUUUUAUGCCCAUGGCGGCAUGUGGGGCCGACUGCAAGUAGCAAGGCACAAUUCAUCUGUGUUGUUUUGUUUGGUGGUUGGUCAGCGCGGGCUCGGUAGUUGGCUGGGUUGCCACGCCAACAGGGAUGCUGGCUGGUGACAAUGCAAGGGCGAGUAAAGCAAUUGACCAAGGUUACGCAGUACUGCUGUGCCUUUUCAGGUUGGUUUGCGAUCAAUAGUCAGAUAGUGAUACAGGCAGAGCGUGUGGGGGAGGGGGGGCCACCGGUUUCCAUGCCUAAGAUGUUCAUGUUGCGAAUCAGUGCAGACCUGGCAGCGUCCGUGUCAGUGGGCGUUGCUUGCGUAACGCGUUGCUUGCGUGCGUGUACGCUAGCUGCUCAAGAGCAAACUUGAAUUCAAUCACGAAACCACACUCAGGUGGCUCUUGUGAACCACACACGGCCGGUUCUUACGGUAGGGACUGUGGGGCCUGUAAGCGCUGCUGCAGAUGUUGAUGUGUUGGGCGCGUCACAGGAAUGAUGCUGGUGCGUGGCAGCGUGCAUCGGUGUUGCAUUCGGGUCUGAGUGGCUGAAGUUCUGAGGAGAGAUAGUGCAACGAUGCCUGGCAAGGACUGCCGGGAUUGUACCCAGCCAUGGCGGGUGUCUUCGGUACUAUUGCAAUCUGGGCAUUCCCAUGCACGAGGGCGGGGUUCCAGUAACAUGGUAUCGGUGACAAAGGAAGUCUGUAAGUGAAGGCUACG
Molecule: messenger RNA, 4530 nt
Organism: Chlamydomonas reinhardtii
Lineage: Eukaryota; Viridiplantae; Chlorophyta; Chlorophyceae; Chlamydomonadales; Chlamydomonadaceae
Exons: 5
Coding region: 401-3262 (953 amino acids)
Biological process (GO): regulation of DNA-templated transcription
Cellular component (GO): nucleus
Molecular function (GO): DNA-binding transcription factor activity, RNA polymerase II-specific; RNA polymerase II cis-regulatory region sequence-specific DNA binding
Source: RefSeq, a predicted model, not a curated record